Messenger RNA from Sclerotinia borealis F-4128, 897 nucleotides. Lineage: Eukaryota; Fungi; Ascomycota; Leotiomycetes; Helotiales; Sclerotiniaceae. The record is from the annotation of a GenBank genome assembly.
AUGGGAUCCCAAGAUGUUAUAACCUGGCAUCCUGCUGAUAUCUUCUCUGAUCAUCCAACAGAUCACAAGGAGUUUGCGCUUAUUGUCUUAAAUCAACCUUUGGAACUCCCUUCUAACAUCUACAAGAAGCUAUGGGAUAAUGCUGUUUACCACAUCGCAGCUGAUGGUGGUGCAAAUCAAGUAUAUGAUAGAAACCAUAAGACAGCCUUCAACAAGGAUUUCCCUGAUCCAGCCCUUGAAGUUGAAAGAAAGGCUAAAAAUCAUCUUGAUAUCGAUACUAUCAUUGGCGACUUCGAUUCCAUAUCCUCCAAUCUCAUCAAGUAUUUCGAGGACAAUGGUACCGAAAUUAUCAAAGAUGGUGAUCAAUAUUCCACAGAUUUUACAAAGGCAGUGCGAUAUGUCAAAACCUUCGAGCAACCGGCUGGCUCGGAAAGGACCCCUCCGUGUUCCCAUCGUCAAAAGAGACUAGAGAAACUUAAGCAACUACCCAAACCUCUUGAUAUCAUUUGUCUUGGCGGCUUGGGAGGAAGAGUUGAUCAAGCUCUCUCACAACUUCAUCAUCUCUAUAUGUUUCAGCAAGAGCCGGAUUAUUCCAAGGGCAAAAUGUACCUGGUUUCCAGUGAAGCUAUAACUUUUGUUCUCAAGGCUGGAAAACACAAAAUAAAGAUCAAGGAAGAGGGUAAAUUGUUGAAAUUAGGGAAACACAUUGGGAUUUUACCGAUCAAGGAGCCAUCGGUGAUCACCACGCAGGGUUUGGAAUGGGAUGUAACAGAUUGGAAGACGGAGUUUGGGGGUGAAUUGAGUACCAGCAACCAUGCGAGGGAGGACUGGGCGACUAUUGAAACGACGAAGGAUGUCGUGUUUACGAUUGAUUUCGUUCUUAAACCAGGUGAAUAA